UCCACCCGGAGUUAUUUUCGUGGUACACAAUUUGUGGAGAGCGGGGAAAGGGACAGCAGACGUCUGACUUCGGAGAUGCUUCUUAGACAUUUAAGUGCACUUUUAUUGAAACGGUAGUAGUGCUCAAUUCGUGCAUAUCGACUCAUUAACCGGGUAAGUUCACAAUGGCUUCCGCAGCCACUGAUGUCCCGGCCGCCGCGGACAUCUUGGAGGAGACGAGGCUGCAGUUGUGUGAUGAGUUUGCGUCCAUCACCGGGACAGACGGCGCGGUGGCGCAGUGCUAUCUGGCUGAAAAUGAUUGGGACAUGGAGAGAGCUGUGAACUCGUACUUCGAGGCAGACAUGGAGUCAGCAUUCGAUGUACAGUUUGUCGAAGAGACGAGAAAAGAGAACGCCAGCACCGAAGCAAAAAGAAAAACUUCAGUGGAUUCAGAGAAUAACCCAGAAACCAGCAAAAAGCGGUUAAAAACAGAAAACACUGAUUGUAUAGACUUGACCAGUGAGGAGCCCAGCAGCUCCGGAGGCGCAGUGCCAGCAUCAGCAGAGAGUAAAACACACACUCAGCCAGCAGAGGAGCCGGAGGCAGACGGCAAGCUGUCUCUGCUCACGUGGAACGUGGACGGCCUGGACACUCUGAACCUGGGGGAACGCGCCAGAGGCCUCUGCUCUUACCUGGCACUGUACACGCCAGACGUGGUGUUUCUUCAGGAGUUGGUUCCAAUGUACAUCCAGUACAUCAAGAAGAGAGCCGUCAGCUACACCAUCAUCGAGGGUGGAGAAGAAGGCUACUUCACAGGUGUGAUGCUAAAGAAGUCCCGAGUGAAGUUCCUGAAGAGUGAGGUCAUCCCCUACCCCAUGACCCAGAUGAUGCGGAACCUGUUGGUGGUGCAGGUCAACUUCCAGGGCCAGGAGCUCUGUCUGAUGACGUCACACUUUGAGAGCUGCAAGAACCAAUCGGUGGAGCGCAUGAACCAGCUGAAGCUGAUGUUCCAGAAGAUGAAGAAUGUUCCGGAAAAGACCACCGUUAUCUUCGGCGGCGACACCAACCUCAGGGACGCUGAGGUGGCCAAGGUGGGCGGUCUCCCUGUGGGUGUGUGUGACGUGUGGGAGAGCUUGGGCAAGGAGGAGCACUGUCGCUACACGUGGGACACCAAGGCCAACAGCAACAAGAACGUCCCCUACGUCAGCCGCUGCCGCUUCGACCGCGUCUACCUGCGGCCUGCCUGCCUGGGCCCCAAGAUGGCCGCCGAGCGCAUGCUCCUGAUGGGGCAGGAGAAGCUGGACUGCGGACGCUACGCCAGCGACCACUGGGGCAUCUACUGCACCUUCCACUCCUGAGCAGCGACCACUGGGGCAUCUACUGCACCUUCCACUCCUGAGCAGCGACCACUGGGGCAUCUACUGCACCUUCCACUCCGGAGACGGCACUUUACCGUGUGUGUGUGUGUGUGUGGACUUAUGUACUUAUCAAUCAAGACACCAUCCGCUUCAUGUCUGCUUCUGGGGCUCAGGCUGUGGACGGUGAGCGAAGCCUCAAGCACUGGAAAGAAGACGGCUUUGUGGAAACUACCCUCGGCGCAAUCUCAGUUCUUUUUAAAGCCUUACUGGUUGAGUGUGUUUUAGGAGAUGUGACUGAAUUCUUGUUUUAGGUAUAGAAAUAAAUAAUUACAUUUAAUCUGUCAAAAUAAAGACUGCCCAAGCUUUCCAAAUGAA
Messenger RNA from Alosa alosa (allis shad), 1712 nucleotides. RefSeq names its product tyrosyl-DNA phosphodiesterase 2b (gene tdp2b). Gene Ontology annotation, biological process: double-strand break repair. Gene Ontology annotation, cellular component: cytoplasm; PML body. Gene Ontology annotation, molecular function: single-stranded DNA binding; 5'-tyrosyl-DNA phosphodiesterase activity; protein binding. Bases 165 to 1337 code for a protein of 390 amino acids. NCBI's taxonomy places the organism in Eukaryota, Metazoa, Chordata, Actinopteri, Clupeiformes, Clupeidae. The record is from RefSeq and is a predicted model, not a curated record. The transcript is spliced from 7 exons.